ACUGGGUUUGAGGUUUAGUCGAAUUUAUGUUGGCAGCACACGUUCAAUAAAAUGUUCGACGAAAGGAAAAUGCUAUUACCAUACUACUACAGGAGUUCUGGCUUGUGCGAGAAACCUUCCUGGAACGUCUCAACUACUUGUUUUUGGAAAUCUAAUGGACUAUAAGCCCUCAGAUUCGAAAACAUCAAUAUUUAUUCUCCUUCAGGAGAGUCGCACCUGCUUGAUCCAACAUGAGAUAUUUGGAUCAGAGUUUAGUUGACUACUAUAGUACUAUCAGAGAGAAUAGCAGUUGGUAGGUUACUUGCCUCGCAGGGCAAGAUAGGACCGUUAUUUGCUGAUGCGUAACUAAGGUCCAAUCUUUCGAAUACCGCCACAGACUGCACCCUUUCUGCAGCCCUGAACUGAAAUGCCUUUAGACCUGUGAUGUAUAUUAAUUGGAUGUAACCCUGUGCAUCUCUUGGCGCAUGAUCCUCAACAGCCUGCCUAUUCCCGGCGCGCGUGAAUCUUUAUAACGUGGUGAGGUGGUACGCUUUAUUUAGCCAAUCUCAACGGCUACACUGAGCAGUACUUUUGACUAAGUCACAUUUGAAUGAAUUCAGCAGUAACAGUCAGGUUAUUCUGGAACCCGGACCACAUACAGCCGACCGUCUCAUUUCAUCCUGUGAAGAGACUGAUGAUGACGGAGAACAGCGAGAUGGAGACCGAGACGCAGCUCCAACGCUCGCCAAGCAACAUGUCCAUCACACCGGUGUCCAAGCUCCAGCGUCUGAAGCGCUCCCUCUCCUUUAAGACCCUGAUGCGCAGUAAGAGUGUAGAGAACUUCUUCCAGAGGUCCUGCAGUGACGCUCGUCUCCCCCCAGACUUCAUCACCGACCCGCCGCCCCCCUCCCCGCCCCCUGGCUCUCCCCUUGCCAGUGAAUGCUCACCCUCCCUCUCUCCGUCACUCAGCCCCAACCCCUCCCUCUGCUCCCACUCCCCGUCUCUAAGCCCCUCCCCCUCGCUGUCUUCCAAGGCCCCGCCCCAGACCCGCCCACUGACGCAGGUGAACCACUGCUUCCAGGAGCACGUUUUCCGCAAGCCCACCCACUGCCAGCUCUGCAAGCACCUGAUCGUGGGUAACUCUAAACAGGGUCUUCGGUGUAAAACCUGUAAGAUGGGUGCUCACCUGUGGUGCACCUCAGAGUUGUCCCAGCAGCCCUGCAAUGGAAAGUCUGGGGUCGGGGCCUUCAAGCGGAACUUCAGCUCUCCCAUGCUGGUCAACGAGCAGCUGGCUGUCGUCAAAGAGGUGCAGCCCACCCAAGGGGCAGGCCGGGGGCGUGGGGUGGACCCUAUUUACGCAGCCCUGCGCUAUGGGACGUCCCUGGCACAGAUGAGCCGAUCCAGUUUUGGGAGUGUGUCCGAGUCGCCCACGCACAGCCAGGGUGAAGGAGGGGAAGGAGGAGAGGAGGGGGAGCAGAGGCAGUACAGCAUAGAAGAGGAGAUGCCACAGGAGACAGGGGAUCUGCCUCCGUGUGAAAACGAGAAGGCUGAACCUGAGGGUGGGGGCAGCGAGCAGCUCCAGGAGCCUGUAGAGGAAACCAGCGUGAAGGUUCCCAAGCGUAUUGAGGUCCACUCGAUCCACACGUAUGUAGCGCUCUACAAGUUCCUGCCUCAGGAGCACAACGACCUCGGACUAGAGCCUGGUGAUCGGGUGCUGGUCACUGAUGAUUCUAAUGAAGAGUGGUGGAAGGGAAAGAGUGGAGACAAGGUGGGCUUCUUCCCUGCUAACUUCGUUCAGAGGGUGCGACCAGGGGAGAGGGUGUGGAAGGUCACCCAGCCUGUCCUUGCCAGCCGAGGGAUGGGCCACAUGCCAGUGAAGGAGGAUCAGAUCUGUGUGGGGAAGAGUGAGGACAGUGAGGGUUUCCUGAAGCUGAGCAGUGGGAAGAAGAGAGGACUGGUCCCUGCUGAAUCCAUUGAGGAGAUCUAACCUCUGUCUCAACACCAGCCCCCCGUCUCUCUCUGUCCAGCACCCUGUAACCUCCCCACACACCCCUUUAUAAGGCCUGAGGAGGACCAGCCAGUCCGGAGGUCCUCCAACACCACCAUCGUGAGGCCCACCACCCUACUAAACUGAGUGUGGAGCGGUGACAGUUAAGCUUGUGAAUUCCAGGUGAUGUGGAGGAUGCCCCAGUCUUAUGCUGGCUGACCUUGUCUCCUCCACCCCAAUGUAGCUGACAGCCCGGACUUGAAAGGGUUGGUUUCCCUUCCACAGUGGGUUGGCCUCUGUGUUUUGGAGGACUAUCUAAGCCUCCAAUACCUCAUGUUUUCCUGCUCUAAUGUACCUUUGUGUAUUAGUGAACUGGGUUUGUCUGUAGUCCACUCCACAAGGGUAAGAGUUUUAGGACUGAAGGACUGGCUGCUGUGGACUCCAAUAACUUCCCUCAGGAAGGAAGGAACUUUGAGACUAUUUUCUGUCUGGUGAGUCUGGUCUCUCUGUGUGUGAUUUGACAGGUUAUUUUUCACUGUCCUCUGUGGCUGGAUAUCAUGAGGCUGAAGAAUGCAGGAUUAAGGCCGUCGCAUAAUAUCCAGUCGAAACGUGGUGCGCCGUUUCGCGCAUAUAUAAUGACUAAAAUGUGUGUCGUUUCUGUUGGUUUUGGUGUUCGGGAGGUUUUUUCUGUUCGCUCACACAACAUUUUGUAUUGGGGCAAGUUGAAGUUCGGUAGCCGACGUCUACGCCCUUUCGUCUGUAAUUGGUCAACUGUAGCGUUUUCAAAUGAAGGUCUUUAAGGGCGUAUGAGAGCACAGUCGUGCGCGCACACCUAGAACCUGAACCUCCUGUUCUGCUAGGAGCAAACAGAAGCUAGUAUUAGUAUACGUUACCUUCAUCAGGAGGAUGUACUUGUGUUGUGUGUGGGAGUUCCUGGUUCCUGUUCGUGGACACUGCAUGGAAGAAAACAUUUGUUCUUUCUCUGACGAUCUAGAACAAGCGUCACACUCCUGAUGACAUCAUCACAGAUGGACGCCUACUAUGAUCACAGUAAUUCAUUUAAGAGGUGACCGUGAAGGAGAUAAUUGCAUGCUGAAGGAUGUACUUGUUUGAAUGCCCGGUGUCAGUGAGAUGUUCAGGAUAUUGGUGAUGGUUGUAGGUGUAGGUGCUUGCAUUUUCUCUCAUCCUUUCGUUUGGUCCACCUUCUCUCUCUCUCUCUCUUUCACUAUCUUUCUUUCUCUCGUCUCUCUCUCUCUCCUUCCGUCUUUCUCAGCUAUCACAUUGGUCCCUUGGCUGGGAUUUGACAUCAGCUUGAUUUAGACUGGCACAAAACUUAACUGCUCUGCAAGGACGGAUGGGCGGGCAGGCAGGCGACACUGGGCAGAGUACACCCUGGUCAGACCAGACAGCCAGCAGAGGACAGGACAAACUAGGUUUAUUUCGACACACACUCUCCCAGAUCCUGACUCACCGGCUGACUCACUGACAUUCGACCUUGCACUUGACAGGUUCCAGAAGGUCAGUCAGUUCCAGAAGAUCGGUUCCAGUAAUCCCCGUCAUUCUAUUGUACAGCUGGCGAAUCAAUCAAACACUUCAGAAAAUCUGUUUAUCUAUGUCCUAUUUAUUUAAAAAAAAAAUACAAAAUAUUCAAUUAGAUUGGGGUGGUGAAUACUUACAUAAAUACUUCAAUGUUUUUUGUUCUCUCUCUCAGUAGUGUUUGAAUAGCCUAGACUGUAGAAAACAUCUAUGAAUAGAGCCAAUGCUAAAAAAAGAAACAAAUGGAGCAACAACACCAUUUUUUAAACGGCUCUAAAAUUAGUUUCAAUUUUCGGGCCAAUUUAGCAGACGGGCACUGAGGAGCCGUGGAAGACUUGGGAAGUGUGUUCGUGUCUUUUGGCUCGUCUGUUUGGUCCACCGCUGGUAAACGAAUAACAGCCAAGAGCCAGUCGGCUGGAAAACCACAUGAACAGACCUUGUGAGUGUGACAACCGGACAUGGUCCCGCUAGUCUGAGGGACAGGGAGCGAGGGAUAUGGAGAGACGUAGACAAAAGGGGAUGACCCAGGUGUAGAACCAUCAUAAAUCAAUGUGUCUGUAUGCAGGUUUCUUUGUCUAUGGCUGACCAAUUCAACAUGGAUCAAAUGUCAGUCUCUCUCUCUCUCUCUCUCUCCAUUCCCCUCUCUUUCCCUCUGUCUCUGACACUAUUGGGCACUUUUGCUGCUAGUGGGAGGGGUAGCUGGACUGCUGUAUUGUACAUCUAAGCAUGUUUAAUGAUAGGAUAAUGGGUUGGAUUUCAAUGUUUCCAUAAUGUAUUGAUUAUUUAUUGAUUUAGACAGAUAUCUAUCUACUUGCUGAGUUGCAGCACGUAGCUGUCACACUGGUUGCAUUAAUAACAUGUCCCCUCCCGCUUCCUGUAAUAUAAGAAUACAGUAUAUACAGUUAGCCAUCUGGAGAGUUAAAGAAGUAUGGUCAUGAACAUAUUGGGUGCGUUAGUAAAUUCAAUCUGGAGUGCCAGAGUGCGCUCUGGGCGUUCGUAAAUUCAGAUUGUUGGUCAGAUUGUCCGAUCGUAAAUUCAGAGCGUUACGCUCUCUGAGCGUUCAGCGCUCACACUGGACGAGCUGGCGGAGGAGGAGGCUUGAUUCGGGCGUUCAGACCUCAUAAAGGCAGUCCAGUACCCAAGCUAACUUGCUAGCUACUUCCAGAAACAAAUGAGAGAGCACCUCACUCGGACCAGUUUACUUGACCUAGCAGAGCUGGUUAGGCUGUUUUCAUGUUAUCCAGAGCGUUUUGUGACUGUAACUGUGCUGCUGGCAACAAUUUAAUUGCGCUUUCUUUGACGAUGUUUACUGACACCAGCCAUAUUCAACGGGUGUUAAGCGUUUGUAAAUUCAUCAGUUAUAUUCUGCUCUCUGGCACACUCAGACGAGAGGUGCUCUGAAAUCAGAGUAGAUAGAAUGAGUGAAUUUACGAACACCCCCAUUAUUUCAGUGUUUUGUUCCUCACAUAGUGCAUUGUAAUAUGAUCAUCUUUGAGUCUAUAUCCUCUGUCUGUGGAUGGAUGAUGUGUCACAGACUGUGAUGAAUGUUGUUUUUUUCCUUCCGCUGGGGCCAUGUGUUCCUAUGUAUAGCAAGGACUUCUCUGGUCCUCACAGUGCCAAACCAGAAGCUAUACCCAGUCACUGGGUGUACAGCUGGAGGAAUUGUUUGUUAGCUUAUUCCUUACCGAAUUUUCACACGAGAUGUACAUUUCCGGUAGGGUUCAUGUAGACAGAGUCUGUCACCCUUUGUGGACCCUGUUUGAUUCGCUCUUCGUGUAACAUUUCUAUGUACAGGCCCUGGCCUCGUUUCCCAGUUGUGAUGUAAUUUAAGCAUUACGAUGAUUUUACCAGAUGCAUCGUUAUUUACGAAUCAAUUUUUUAAAAGAGCUACUGCCUCUAUAAUUUUGGUCAUAAAGUCAGUCUCGUCCAAAACAGAUUUGCGGGAUGAUAGGGUACAGUAUCAGUUUUCUGUGUUUUUAUUUUAUUUUUUAUCCUGCUGGCAGCACACAAGUAAUCAUAUAUUCAAAGCGACGCUGCACUCGAUCAUAAUGCCCAUGGUCAAUAUCCCUAUGGGGCAAGUUAGGGACCAUCAGUAAAUUACACAAUAUUGGGACAUUAAAACGUUAAUAGCUCCAAAUUUCAAUGACUUAAAAACCUCAACCAAUAAAAAUGUAUAUACAGGUAUUGAAAGCAUUUAACCUUUUACUGCAGUGGGCUAAAUCAGGGUUACACGGAGUGUUUCUUGGUAGUCUUAAAAAUCUACUUUGAAACAAAGUAUACACCUCACACACAUGGCUAUGGGCUUUAAAAUACCUUGACCUAGUCAGAUAUAGUUGAAAUGUAUUACAUUUUGAGUUUGCAUCCCAAUAUUACACUUUAUUUACAUCACAGAAUACUGAAAUAUAACAAAACUGUUUGACAUAGAAACACCAGAUUUUCGGAAGUAUUUUUCUUUUAUAAUGUUGAUUUAAUUACGAAAUUAUGAAAAAUAUGAAUAACAUUCCACUCAUGAGGCCACUAGGUAAUUUGGCUGCAUGAAAGAGGUACUGAGACAACCAAAAAAUACGCACAUGAAAUUAUUGUCCCAUUUACAUUGUGUAAUUCAAUGACAUCCCUAACUAUCCCCAGAGAUACGCUAUACAAAGCCAAACCAAUCCUCGCCCCGACCGCACACCAGCCAGCUGAAGCUAAGUGGCUAAAUCAUUUGGCUAACUAUUCCAACCUGCGAACACACAAGACACCCACAUUAAACCACACCCCGAAACCAACUCACGUUGAAUUCCGUCAUGGCCGCUAGCAUUUAUUAACGAAUCAAAUCUAAAACGAGGCCAAAUUAGGAAGUGCAGUCACCCUUUCAAAGUGUUUCCCAAACAAGCAUGCAGAGAGGUGUUACGUUCUCGUCAUCAGACCAUGUGUCGAUACUGAUUGGAUCAAAAUAAAAGCAGCACUCUCAAAUCAGCUUUCUCCAUUCAAAUCUGACCUUAACAUUAGAAUUAUCCCACAAUCCUGACAAUGGAUCACCUCCUAUGAGAUAUUACCACCUACAGCAUGGCUGCAAAUAGGCUAUUGAUGCGGCUUAUUAUGCUUCCCCAAUAACAAUGCAUUAAAUCACAGAGUGGGCCCAUCAUUGCGCAAGCGUUGUCACACAUCAUGAAACACAUUGAGGCAAAAAAUGACAGAGAGUAGCCUUGUAGAAAAAUAGAACUCAAUUGAUUGAACAUUACAUUAAUUUCAGUCUGAUUGAAAUAGCCUAUAUAGGCCAUGUAUUCUAUGUGUCUUUUAAAGCAGUCAUCUCGCUUUUCAUUUGAAGCAUAAUUGUAUCCUUGACCUGUUUGUAACAAAUACUUUGGCAACUUUGUAUUUGUAGGUAACUUCGUUUUGAAGUUGUCACAGUCAGACAGAUAGCCUAAACAUCUUGAUUCUAUGUUUAGCAGAGAUCUGUGAAUAAAGUGACGCAAAAAGGGCACUUUGGGCACGAGUGGUCUGCAAAGGUUUUUAAGAGCCAUGUUACUAACGAAGGCUCUGGGAAAACACCUCGGCUAAUAAAGAGACAUCGUAAGAACGUUCUAGCGAUGAUCUGUCAAGAGGAAGGCUCUGGGAAACGAGGCUCUGCACAGUAAGUGUAUGUUUUAGUGUGUGUGCGGAUAUAGCCUUAGUUAAUAUCACUGGAAGAACACAUGCCUCAAUAAAAAAAACUUUACCCCUGACUGAAA
This is a messenger RNA of Salvelinus fontinalis (brook trout), 7215 nucleotides long. RefSeq names its product SH3 and cysteine-rich domain-containing protein 2-like. The record is from RefSeq and is a predicted model, not a curated record. Gene Ontology annotation, biological process: positive regulation of protein localization to plasma membrane; skeletal muscle contraction; positive regulation of voltage-gated calcium channel activity. Gene Ontology annotation, molecular function: protein binding. NCBI's taxonomy places the organism in Eukaryota, Metazoa, Chordata, Actinopteri, Salmoniformes, Salmonidae. Gene Ontology annotation, cellular component: extrinsic component of cytoplasmic side of plasma membrane. The transcript is spliced from 11 exons. The coding region runs from base 590 to 1966 and encodes 458 amino acids.